Hordeum vulgare subsp. vulgare (domesticated barley) is the source of this 2478-nucleotide messenger RNA. Its product is annotated as putative cellulose synthase A catalytic subunit 11 [UDP-forming]. The transcript has 6 exons. Gene Ontology annotation, biological process: plant-type primary cell wall biogenesis; cellulose biosynthetic process. Bases 274 to 2478 code for a protein of 734 amino acids. Lineage: Eukaryota; Viridiplantae; Streptophyta; Magnoliopsida; Poales; Poaceae. The record is from RefSeq and is a predicted model, not a curated record. Gene Ontology annotation, cellular component: trans-Golgi network; plasma membrane. Gene Ontology annotation, molecular function: cellulose synthase (UDP-forming) activity.
CUCAGCACCAAGGUGCCCGUCCCGUCCGCGCAGCUCAACCUGUACCGCGCGUCCGUCGCGCUCCGCGGCGUCCUCCUGGCGCUCUUCCUCCGGUACCGCGUCACCCACCCGGUGCCCGACGCCUACGGGCUGUGGCUCACGGCCGUCGCCUGCGAGUCCUGGCUCGCGCUCUCGUGGCUCGCGGCGCAGCUGCCCAAGCUCUCCCCUACCAACCGCGCCACGCACCUCCACAGGCUCGACAAGGACGACUGCUCCGGCGGCGGCCAGCGGCGGAUGGCGGGCGUGGACGUGUUCGUGAGCGCGGCCGACGCGGCGAGGGAGCCGCCCCUGGCGACGGCCAACACUGUGCUGUCCGUGCUCGCGGCCGACUACCCCGCGGGCAGGCUCGCCUGCUACGUCUCCGACGACGGCGCCGACAUGCUGCUCUUCGAGGCGCUCUUCGAGACGGCGCGGCUCGCGCGGAGGUGGGUCCCCUUCUGCCGCCGCCACGGGGUCGAGCCGAGGGCGCCCGAGCCCUACUUCGCGCGGAACGUGGACUACCUGAGGGACAAGGUCGCGCCCUCGUUCGUCAAGGAGCGCCGCGCCAUGAAGAGGGAGUACGAGGAGUUCAAGGUGAGGAUGAACUACCUCGCUGCCAAGACGAGCAAGGUGCCGGAGGAAGGAUGGCUCAUGUCCGACGGCACGCCGUGGCCCGGCAACAACUCGAGAGACCACCCCGCCAUGAUACAGGUACUCCUGGGGCACUCCGCCGAUGACCGCGACGCCGACGGUGUCGAGCUCCCUCGGCUCUUCUACGUGUCGCGGGAGAAGAAGCCGGGUUUUCAGCACCACAAGAAAGCCGGCGCGAUGAACUCAUUGCUCCGGGUGUCCGCCGUGCUGACAAAUGGCGCCUACGUGCUUAAUCUGGACUAUGACCACUACGUCAACAACAGCGGAGCCCUGAGGGAGGCGAUGUGCUUCCUCAUGGACCCGGAGGCUGGGAACCGGACAUGCUUCGUCCAGUUCCCUCUGCGGCCCGCCGCCUCAGCAGCCGACGACGAGGGAGAUCGAUGGGGGAGCCGCGAGCGCGACUCCGUCUUCUUCGAUAUCGACAUGAAAUGCUUGGACGGCAUUCAGGGCCCGGUUUACGUCGGCUCCGGGUGCUGCUUCAACCGGAAGGCGCUGUACGGGUUCGAGCCGGCGGUGGCUGACGACGCCGACGACCUGCAGACCGGCCGUCGGAGCUGGUGCUGUUUCGGGGGCAGGGAGAGGCGAAAGCUGAGGCUGAGGAGGAACAGGUCCGUCGUGCCCUUGCUCGACUCUGCAGACGACGAUGAGGAAACGGUGGGAGCGAGGAGACGGAGGCUGCGUUCGUACCACGCCGCGCUGGAGCGCCACUUCGGCCAUUCUUCAUUGUUCAUCGCCUCGGCGUUCAUAGAGAAAGGGCCGGCAAUGGCAGUGCCAACCACUCCUCUCCUCAAGGAGGCCAUCCACGUCGUCAGCUGCGCGUACGAGGAGCGGACGAGAUGGGGCAAAGAGGUUGGGUGGAUUUACGGCGCCGGCGCCGGCGUGGCGACGGGAUUCAGGAUGCACGCGCGCGGGUGGGCGUCCGCGUACUGCGUGCCGGCGCGGCCAGCGUUCAGGAGCUACGCGGGGGCCAGUCCCUCGGACAUGCUCGCCGGGGCGUCGCGGCGGGCGUCGGCGGCCAUGGGGAUCCUGCUGAGUCGGCACUGCCCCGUCUGGGCCGGCGGCGGCAGCAUGAGGCCCCUGCAGCGGCUGGCCUACGUGAACUGCGUCGCCUACCCACUCACCUCCAUCCCGCUCACCGUCUACUGCGCGCUCUCGGCCGUGUGCCUCCUCACCGGCAAGUUCAUAUUCCCCGACGACGUGGACGACUACGACGGGUUCCUGCUCGUCCUGCUCCUGUCGUCGGUGAUCGCGUCCGUGGCACUGGAGCUGAAGUGGAGCGGCGUGUCGCUGCGGGCGUGGUGGCAGAACGAGAAGCUCUGGUUGGUGAUCGGCACAUCGGCCGGCCUCACCGCCGUGUUCCAGGGUAUCCUCAGGGCGUGCACUGGCAUCGACGUCGGCUUCUCGACGGACACAACCGCGGUGGCGGUGUCCGAGCGGCAGGCCGAGGAGGAUGACGAGGAGGCGAUGACGCCAGACUCGAUGCGGUCGGUGCUGUGGACGAACCUGCUGGUGCCGCCGAUCAGCGUGCUGCUCGGCAACCUCGCCGGCGUGGUGGUGGCAGUGUCGUACGGGAUGGACCACGGGUACGAGUCGUGGGGCCCGCUGGGCUGGAAGCUGGUGUUCGCCGCGUGGGUGGUGGCGCAUCUGCAGGGGUUCCUCAGGGGGCUCCUCUCGCGGCGGGAACGGGCGCCGACCCUCGCCGUGCUCUGGUCGGUGCUCUUCAUCUCCGUUCUGUCGCUGAUGUGGGUGAACACCCAGACGUACUAUGGGCCGUCGGCACCAUCGGCCACGCAGCAGCCCAUAUUUUGA